AAACCUACACACCCACCUCCAGACACACUCGCAUUUCUCAUUUCUUACUUCUAGUCUAAAUUAGAUAGCAAGACGUAGUGUCGGAGCUCACAGAUCGCAUAGAAUUAGUUUUAAGUACUAGCAGUAGCUAAACAGUAAAUCUGAAAUUCAACAUGGAGUCCCCUCCAGAUCCAGCGAGCGACCCGGGCAACAGCGCCUCGGAGCCGGCUACCCCGGUCAGGGAAACCCCGGUAAACCUGGAGACGCUCCGGAAAGCGGACCAUCCAGCCCCGGUUCGAAGGCAGACCUGUUCAAGCACCAACAGAGGUAUCUCAGUAACAAAGAAGACACAUACCUCUCAAAUCGAAAUAAUUCCCUGCAAGAUCUGUGGAGACAAAUCAUCAGGCAUCCAUUACGGCGUGAUAACAUGUGAAGGCUGUAAGGGCUUCUUCAGGAGGAGUCAGCAGAGCAAUGCAGCCUACUCCUGCCCUCGUCAGAAGAACUGCCUGAUCGACCGUACCAGCCGCAACCGCUGCCAGCACUGCCGGCUUCAGAAGUGCCUGGCAGUGGGCAUGUCACGAGAUGCGGUGAAGUUUGGCCGCAUGUCGAAGAAGCAGCGAGACAGCCUGUAUGCUGAGGUCCAGAAGCACCGGCUGCAGCAGCAGCAGCGUGACCACCAACAGCAGCCUGGAGAGGCGGAGCCGCUCACACCUAGCUAUGGCCUCUCAGCCAAUGGCCUCACAGAGCUCCAUGACGACCUCAGCGGCUACAUGGAUGGUCACACCCCUGAUGGCAGCAAACCAGACUCGGCAGUCAGCAGCUUCUACCUGGACAUCCAGCCAUCUCCUGACCAGUCAGGCCUGGACAUCAACGGCAUCAAGCCGGAGCCCAUCUGCGACUUUGCCCCUGGCUCUGGCUUCUUCCCUUACUGCUCCUUCACCAAUGGAGACACCUCCCCCACCGUGUCCAUGGCUGAACUAGAGCACCUGGCCCAGAACAUUUCCAAGUCACACAUGGAGACAUGUCAGUACCUGAGGGAGGAGCUGCAGCAGAUGACCUGGCAGGCCUUCCUGCAGGAAGAGGUGGAGAACUACCAGAGCAAGCCCCGGGAAGUCAUGUGGCAGCUGUGUGCUAUCAAAAUAACAGAGGCCAUUCAGUAUGUGGUGGAGUUCGCCAAGCGCAUCGACGGCUUCAUGGAGCUGUGUCAGAACGAUCAGAUAGUGCUGCUGAAAGCAGGCUCUUUGGAAGUUGUGUUUGUCAGAAUGUGCCGUGCCUUUGACUCGCAAAACAACACAGUUUAUUUUGAUGGCAAGUAUGCCGGACCUGAUGUGUUCAAGUCAUUAGGCUGUGACGACUUGAUCAGCUCCGUCUUCGAGUUUGGGAAAAACUUGUGUUCUAUGCACCUGUCUGAGGAUGAGAUCGCCCUGUUCUCCGCCUUUGUGUUGAUGUCUGCUGACCGAUCCUGGCUCCAGGAGAAGGUGAAGGUGGAGAAACUCCAGCAGAAAAUCCAACUGGCCCUCCAGCACGUCCUGCAGAAGAACCACAGAGAGGAUGGUAUACUUACAAAGUUGAUAUGCAAAGUGUCGACACUGCGAGCGCUGUGCAGUAGGCAUACAGAGAAGCUUACAGCUUUCAAAGCAAUAUACCCAGACAUUGUGCGUGCCCACUUCCCCCCCUUAUACAAGGAGCUGUUUGGAUCAGACUUUGAGCAGUCCAUGCCCGUUGACGGGUAGCAGCCCUGCCAGGUGCUAGUGUGCCCACCGUAGGGGAAUGUGGAGGAGGAAUCUGAGACACUUUAUUGGUGCCCUGCACAAACCAGAGCGGACAGAUGGCACGCUGUUCAACUUCUUCUUUUUACGUCAGAGGGGAGGGCGUAGGGAGUUGAUUUUCAAGGUUUACUCUAUUGAAUUUAGUUUUCUUUGGAAGGCUUGUGGGACCCAACACCCCAUGGGACAUGAAGAGGAGCUAGGGACAAAUAAUUUCUGUCUGGUUGAACUUGACCCUCUUUUGCGUAUUUCUGACACUGAGCACAUGAUUCACUUCAUUACAGUCAUUGAUUUUCACCAGUAUUUAUUGCAUCGCCAUUAUUGUGAUUUAUCUGUGCAUCUGACUUGUAAUCAGAUAAACAAAUAAUGAGUCACUUUUUGAAUAAAAAUAGCUGGCGAUGUUUUCAAUUAGAAGAUAAAUUCAUAUCAGUAUUCUUUCAGAUUUUACUCCCCAAAAUAGUUCAUAUUCAAACCUUUAAACAGUCUUUUUCCACAAUCUGCUUCAUACACUAUAUCCCAAACCAAAAUAAAAUACCUUAUAAAUGCGCACAUUUUGGUCAAGUUCAGCCUUUUUUUUCUCUCUUGUGUUCAGUUGUAUCUUUUGGACGCAGUUCCAGGAAUGAAAACUCACAGCGACUUUGAGGGAGGGUCUGUUGGCAUGGUGAUGCAAUUGGCACCUCUCUAUGGACAAUCGUUAAAAAAAAAAAAAAAAGAAUUCUGGUAAUUCUAAACGCAAUGAUUUUAGCUGUCAAAGACUCCAUCCACCAUUGUUGCAUAGUGAAAUCAUGUAAGGCCAUCUGCUAUUAAUCCUUCUCUGGACAGGUGCCCUGGAGAAGCACAGGGCACCAACACAAUGAAAAGGGUCCAUUCCACCUGUUUUAUAAUGUACUACAGGGUAUAUGGUCAUAAGUACUUACUAUACAGAAAAAAGUAAUGUUUAUAGAAUCUAUUUUAAAUAACAUGUAUGAUAUUAGUAGUUAGACCAUUCUUAAUUGUUGAAUUGAUAAGGCACUUUUAUUUCCACCUUUCUUUAAUUUAAGACUUGUAUAUUUACCUAGUGAUGUGUUGCAUGUGCACAAGAAAUACAAGUUGAACCAUGGUCACAGAGGCUAGUCCUGGGAGCUGCAGAUGAUACUGGUCUGGAAGUGUUAAGGGCUGUCUGUUAGGGUGGCUGGCGUGGCUGCUAGUUGGUGAACAAAGAGGCAUGGGUAAGGAGGCAGGUUAGAGAAGCUCUCUCAGCUAAAACAACUGCCUGCAUGACACUUGUCAAAAUGUAGCUCUGAUAUUCCUUUUAGCGAGGAUAGCACACAUACAUUAACAGCCAGCAAACUUUGAAGUGAUGUGCGGUCUCAUGGCAUUCUUUUUGUUUGUUAUGAACCAACCUGGAUGGAGCAGCAGUUGUUUAAACUGUUUUUAAAAUACCAGAAUACAGGAAAACGGUAUUGCACGGUGAAACAUUUGCAAUGCACUAACUUUCGUGUUUUUUUCAUAUACUUUCAUCUACAUAUUUGGUACUAAUGUUACUGUGAAAAACCUCACGUAUUAUGUAAAGAAGGCCUAAAGGAAACAGAAAAAAACAGACUUUAUCUAUCUUACAAAUCAGCCUUGUGGUUGGAAUAGGAAGAACACACACAGACUGUAAUCCAAUUGUUCCAUCUAGUGGAAGGUAAAGCUACAACAAGCAAGUUAACAGCCUUGCUGAUAUGAGGUCUAAGCUAAAAGCACACUCGUGAGCCUCUGUCAAAUUUUUUGCUUUAUCUGCCUUCUCACCGCAGCCUCAGCCCAGCAACGCCACAACAGGACAUAGAAGGAACAGUGAAGGGAAAGUGAAUAUUCAAAGCCUUGUCUGGUAGUAAAGCUUCUAUUUUUGUAACACGUUUUGGUUAACAAACUCAUGAAAGAGAGCAAGGGAGAGAAAAAGAUGUCAGGUAGCACUUAACUAUAUUCCCGCAAUAAUUAGAUUAGCUGUUGUUUGUACGAUUAGGGGAGAAACAUAAAAAUGGUAGGACAAGUGCUAUUUUCAGAAUGCUUUGUUGUUGUGUUUCUUGUUUUGUUGAGUGUGUCUUUCUUGUCAGUGUGAUAGUAAAGUGGUAGAAAAAACCCUGGAUGUGCCAAACAGUAGUUGUUGCUUCCGCUUUCCAGUCUACUCGUCUAUAAUGUAGAAUGGAUUCCUAAGACAUUCCAGCAAUCUCAGUAGCGGCUUCUAGAAAUAUCUUUUAAAAAGAGGAAAAAAAUGAGAAAAAAAUGAAAAAAAUGAUAUCCCUUUAGAAACCCAACAAAUCAUGAUAAUACAUCUGUCACCAACCGUUACAUAGAAUCCUGUUGUUUGUCUUUUGUUUUCUGCUUGCACACUAUCAUUCCUCUGCCGUGCAAUUUGUGCAAGGCGUUAAUGCCUUGCGCUGUCACCCCUCAGGGAAGAGUUUCUUUUGCGCUUUCUGUUUUGAGAGGACAUUUGUUUGUACUCAUUAGCUUUAGUUGAUGUUUUUGUCAGGGAUGUUCCAUGAGAAGUGGCUGAAAUUAACAUAUGAAUAUUCAUCACUGAGUGGUUCAGAAUUUCACAUUAUCGAUCUCCUGAAGGGGCCUCCGGCCACUCAAAGACCACUGCGCCCCUGCGGUCAUCGCAUUUGUAAAAACAACAAACCCCCACCACUUUUACAAACCACAAUUUUAUCAGCACACAGCAUAUUCUUGUUACACAUACACACACAAAACAAUCUGUUUUGGUUUCAAAUGGUGUCAUCAGGGUCUUUAAAAAUGAUAACCCUCUUUGUUAGAAAAACCAAAUAUUCUUAUGCAAUACUAAAUCUGUUGUGUUUGGGUUGUAGUAGAUAUGCUGUACCUAAGUAAUAAUCUCUGUUAUGAUCCAAUGCUAUUUGGAUAUGCACAAGCCCUCUACGACUAGUAAACCUCAGUCUCCCAGCAAAAGAAACCCAGUCUGGAACACUGCUAGACAAUCCAGGUUGAGAGGCCCAGUGGCCCGGCAAGAGCAGCGAAGAGGAUGAGGCGCGAACGCUCAGGGAGGUACCAGGUAGACCGAAGAAGCAGCUCUCUUUCCUCUGGACAGUUGCAGAGCAUUUGAUUAGCUCUUUUGUGAAUUUAUGAGGUCUUUAAAAUCUCUUCAAAGCACUCCAUUGAUAAGACGAGGUGGCAGAGCACAUUGAACAUGCAGUAGUACAGCGUUUACUGUUAUAAUUAAAGAGAUGAAGAUUUG
Molecule: messenger RNA, 4956 nt
Organism: Micropterus dolomieu (smallmouth bass)
Lineage: Eukaryota; Metazoa; Chordata; Actinopteri; Centrarchiformes; Centrarchidae
Gene: roraa
Product: RAR-related orphan receptor A, paralog a
Exons: 11
Coding region: 153-1712 (519 amino acids)
Biological process (GO): regulation of transcription by RNA polymerase II
Cellular component (GO): nucleus
Molecular function (GO): nuclear receptor activity; RNA polymerase II cis-regulatory region sequence-specific DNA binding; zinc ion binding
Source: RefSeq, a predicted model, not a curated record